CUGAGCUUUUUAGAAGCUGUUUCCUUUGUAUUUAUUAUAUAUACCCUACACAUCUAAACAAUCAUAUACUAUGUUAGUGCAUGGAGAAUACAUUUCACCUAGGCCUGUUUAUCACACAUUUUUAUAAACAAAAAUAAAAUAUUGGCAAUAUAAGACUGCUUUCUUACAUUUUUAUUAUGCAAUAUUAUUUCAUUUAUUCUAAAAGUCUUAUAGCGUUUGAGCUCUAAGAAAUUAUUUCAGUUUGAAAUAAAUCCUAUAGAAAUACAAUAUUCGCUGAAACAAACAAACAAACAAAAAACAACAAAUAAAAAAAACCCACAGUUGCCAGAUUGAACUAAAUUUCUGCCAAUCUACACUGUGGUGAGAUUGUGAAGAAAACUUCUUGGGUUCUUGGGAAGUUGGACAAAAUAUGAAAGGAAUUUUUCCUUUAUUAUAACACGAAUAAUCUUCACAACAACUAAAAGUAAACCACUUUUCCUAAACAGCAUUAAUGAUUUCUUCAACAUGAAUUUUGAAAAUCAUUUGAUUUGCUUUGUGUUUAUUAAUUUUUUUUUUACUCCGCCUUUCCACUGUACUCUAUAUAUUUAUUAUUAUUUUUAAAAUAUAUUUAAAUGCGUUUUUAAACAACGUUUUGGAUUUUUUGGAGGGAUUAAAAAAAGAAAAUAAUAGAGAGAGCCCAAUCUGGCAACCUGUCAGGUUGUAAGGCUGAACUCAUUGCGCGUGGGCGUGUCGUGAACAACCAAUCAGACAUCGUUUCCACAAAGUUGCCUUUAUAGCCCAGAUUACAACGCUAUAAGGAGAGGAAGCAGCUCGCACACGUCAACACGCACACACGCACACACACACACACCUACACACACAUGUGAGUCCAGAGGACGGCUGGAGAUCCGUGUGGGCCACAUGGAGAAAUCAAAAAACUUUCGCAUCGACGCCAUUCUGGCCGUGGAGCCUCCGAAAGCUCAGACUUCACCCCUGGCUCUGGUCACCUCACUGUCCAGUUCAUCCUCCACCUCUUCAUCAUCCUCGGGAAGAAGAAGUGUCCCGGGUUCGGAUCUCUUGAACUCUCCUUCAGCCAUGGUGGGACUCCAUCCUCCGAGCAGUGCUCUUUACCACCCGCACAUGUUCUCCUACCCUCUGGGACAGCCGCCUGUGCUCUCUUACCCCUACCCUCCUCUUCCUCAUCAUGAGGAGCCCCUCAAGCUGCCCCCUGGUUCCCUGCAGCUCGAUCACUGGCUGAGGAUCUCCACCGCCGGGCUCGCGCUCCCCAAACUUCAACCUGACUUCAACCCUCAGGCUCAUCAGUCCACACUGCUGGGGAAAUGUCGGAGGCCGCGCACCGCCUUCACCAGUCAGCAGCUGCUGGAGCUGGAGCAUCAGUUUAAACUCAAUAAAUAUCUGUCCAGACCCAAACGCUUCGAGGUGGCCACGAGCCUCAUGCUCACCGAGACCCAGGUAAAAAUCUGGUUUCAGAACAGACGCAUGAAGUGGAAGCGCAGCAAAAAAGCGAAAGAACAAGAAGCAGCUCAGGAAGCUGCCGAGAAACACAAAGGAACCAAAGGGAAGGAGAAGAGCGAGCAGCCCGAUUCGGCUAAAGGCAGCGGCAGACUGAAAGACUUCAGGGACAGUGAUGAUGAUGACGAUGAAGCGGACUCGUACAUGUGCAAUUCCUCUGAGUGCUCCUCGGAGGAUGAGAGAACCCACAUGAGCCCUCAACCCUGAGACCCCGAGCCUUUCCGUCCCCAUCACUGAACGCUCCCUUAGGGGAAAACCUGCAUGUGUGUUUUCCCAUUCUGCAGUGUUUAGUCCUGCUUUCUGGGGACUGAUGGUAAAAAUACUCGCUCAAGGAGACUGAGCUGUGGACUGAAUCCUACAGUAACUCACCCCUGUUUUGGAUAUCUAGUGCACUCCAUAGGAUGUAGAAGCCAUUACUCCAUGUCAUUCGAUUUUUAUCCUACUAGGUGUACACAUAUACGGUAGGUUCUCCCCUGAGUGAAAUCCAGAAAGGUUCUUUAAAGUGACGCUGUUGAAGAACCGUUGUUUUCGUUCCUGAAGAACCUUUCGAUUGAUAGGAAUUGAACCACCAUUACGUGCAAGGACAUUUGUGGUGGAAAAGGCUAAUUCAUUUUACUAUGGAAAGAAUAAAAAUGGUUUUUAGAGAACCAAAAACGGAUCUUAAGGAAACCUUCUACGGUACUACUCUUUAAAAACAUUUAAUAACAAGGGGGUCCAGAAUUACCUAGAACACUGAUUCUCCAAUGACUCUGUAUUAGAGUAUAGCGCUCUAGAAGGGUGUAGAAGCCAGUACUCCAUGUCGUUUACGUAUAUAAGUGGCUAGGAUCUGAAUACCAAAUACGGAUAUAUUGUACCACAGAAUUUUUAAAACCCCUAUUAGGUGUACUCAUAAAGGUUGUACUAAUACUUCUAAGGAUGUAUAGGAAUAUAUAUUUAAAAAAACCCUUCUUAAAAAUGUAUGAUUGGGAAAGGUUCUUUAUGCAAUGAUACCAUAGAAGAACCAUUUUUGCUUUCUCAAGAACCCUUUGAAAGGAUAUUGGUGGUGUGAAAUGUUUAUUACAUGUAUUGUGCAAUAAACAAUACAAAUGGCUGACGAAUCAUCAUGUAAAAGGUUCUUUGGAGAACCAAAGGAAACGUUCUAUGGAAAAAGCUUUUCACAGAUAUUAUCAGAGUGUAGGGCACAGAGAGAAUUAUUUCAUACCCUAUCUAGUGCACAGAUUCUCUGAAAGCCAUUAUUUCAUUCAUACUAAUUAGGCAGCAGGGAGCCCUUUGACAUUUAUAGCUAGUUGUUUUAGGCUAAAUACAAAAUGGCUCCCGUAUUAAACAUACAGUGCACUCCAUGGAAGUUUUUUUUACCAUUUCACAUCUUAUGUAGUGCACUUAAGAGAGAGUCAGCAGGCAUUCAGGAUACAACCAAUAUGACCGAUAUCAGUUAACCUUUUAUUAGAUUUGCCAAACAGUCUAAACAUAGUAGAGACUGCAGGAAUAGUUACGAAAGCAUGUUAUUUUUUUAAUGCCUCAAAUGAGGUAACAGAAAUUCAUACAAAUCAUUGUUUAAACUGUACUCAUAUUUUAUCUAUAGAUCCUAACCUUUCUCAAACAUCUGUGUUGUGUGUGGGUUUUUUUUGUUUUUUUUAAAUGCCAAUAUCCAUGUCAAAGUGUUUAUGUGUGGAAAUGUGUUUAUUUUUCUAUAUUGUAUUUAUAAAAGAAAAUGGCUUUACGACUGCAUGUAGGCUAAAUAAAUACGAAUAAAUUGUAAUUUUUUUUUUUU
Ictalurus punctatus (channel catfish) is the source of this 3283-nucleotide messenger RNA. RefSeq names its product motor neuron and pancreas homeobox 1 (gene mnx1). The transcript has 3 exons. Gene Ontology annotation, molecular function: sequence-specific double-stranded DNA binding; DNA-binding transcription factor activity, RNA polymerase II-specific. Bases 901 to 1719 code for a protein of 272 amino acids. Gene Ontology annotation, cellular component: nucleus. Gene Ontology annotation, biological process: spinal cord motor neuron cell fate specification; regulation of DNA-templated transcription; neuron projection morphogenesis. The record is from RefSeq and is a predicted model, not a curated record. NCBI's taxonomy places the organism in Eukaryota, Metazoa, Chordata, Actinopteri, Siluriformes, Ictaluridae.